This is a messenger RNA of Nomascus leucogenys (northern white-cheeked gibbon), 771 nucleotides long. Its product is annotated as succinate dehydrogenase [ubiquinone] flavoprotein subunit, mitochondrial-like. NCBI's taxonomy places the organism in Eukaryota, Metazoa, Chordata, Mammalia, Primates, Hylobatidae. Gene Ontology annotation, molecular function: flavin adenine dinucleotide binding; succinate dehydrogenase (quinone) activity; electron transfer activity. Bases 37 to 381 code for a protein of 114 amino acids. The transcript has 3 exons. Gene Ontology annotation, biological process: mitochondrial electron transport, succinate to ubiquinone. The record is from RefSeq and is a predicted model, not a curated record.
UCCGACUGGCUGGGGGACCAGGAUGCCAUCCACUACAUGGUGGAGCAGGCCCCCGCUGCCGUGGUCGAGCUAGAAAAUUAUGGCUUGCCAUUUAGCAGAACCGAAGAUGGGAAGAUUUAUCAGCGUGCAUUUGGUGGACAGAGCCUCAAGUUUGGAAAGGGCGGGCAGGCCCGUCGGUGCUGCUGUGUGGCUGAUUGGACCGGCCACUCAAUAUUUCACACCUUAUACAGGAGGGCACACAUGGUGCUGGUUGUCUCAUUACGGAAGGAUGUCGUGGAGAGGGAGGCAUUCUCAUUAACAGUCAAGGCGAAAGGUUUAUGGAGCGAUACGCCCCUGUCGCGAAGGACCUGGCGUCUAGAGAUGUGGUGUCUCGGUCGAUGACUCUGGAGAUCCGCGAAGGAAGGUGCGUGUGAUUUACCACCAGCAUUGUCUGAGCGGGCACACGGGCCGGGGUUGCUUCUGUGCGUUUCAGCACCGCUCGCCCUCACCUUCGUGUGCAGGGACGUGUGCACAGCCACCUCUCUGAGCUGCCGGGAGGCGUCUGUUAGUCUGUGAUAUUUUCCUAAAGACCUACAUUUUGAAAAUUUUAGCUAGUUUCUCAAAUCUGUGGAACAGAGUUUCUCUUAGUGUGUGUGAGUAUGUGACGGAGUAUGGGAGAGACACACACCCAACCUGAAGUCAGUAUGUGAGCCUUGGGUGUCGUGUCUGAUACCCACAGAUGUUUUUCGGCAGCUUUCCAAGUGUGGGGGUUAUUUGGCUUUCAGUAAGACA